AUGUGUAAGCUAUAUUUAUUUAAGGAAUCUCUAUGCUAUUUUUAUGACAAAAGCUUAUUUUUGAAGGCUUCUUCUGGGAGGACAUUAAUCACCGCACAAAUUCCACUUGUUGCGAGCCAUCCAGAUGUGCAUGAGCCAUGUGAUGAUUCCUUUGCCCUUGUUGAUGCACUACUCUCAGAUAAAGCACAACUCUUGACACUACAACCAAGGUUAUGUAUGGAGGUAGGGUUUGGUAGUGGUUAUGUCAUCACCUCGCUUGCAAUCAUGCUCAGGCAGUUAGGCUCUGGAGCCCAGUACCUAGCAACUGACAUCAACCAACAUGCUGCCGAGACAACUCAAGCGACCCUUGAAGCUCAUGGGGUGCAUGCAGAUGUGAUUGUUACUGACAUCAUGUCUGGUCUUGAUAAACGCCUUGCUGGUAUGGUUGAUGUGGCAGUUGUUAACCCUCCUUAUGUGCCAACUCAUGUGGAAGAAGUCGUAUGUAGAGGCAUUGCUGCGUCUUGGGCAGUCGGUUUGAAUGGCCGCCAAGUGAUAGACAGGAUCCUUCCUGCUGUGCGUGAGAUGCUAUCAGAAAGAGGGUGGCUGUACAUGGUGGCCCUCGAAGAUAAUGAUCCUUCAGACAUAUGUCAUCUGAUGAGCGAGAUGGGGUAUGCAUCCUGCGUUAUCUUGAAGAGGUGUACUGAGGAGGAGAGCCUUUAUGUUCUCGAGUUCUGGCGAGAUCCACACGCUGUUACAAGUGCGUCGCCGAAAUGAUUAUUGUUUCGGGCCC
This is a messenger RNA of Zea mays, 769 nucleotides long. Its product is annotated as methyltransferase N6AMT1. Gene Ontology annotation, cellular component: eRF1 methyltransferase complex. Lineage: Eukaryota; Viridiplantae; Streptophyta; Magnoliopsida; Poales; Poaceae. The record is from RefSeq and is a predicted model, not a curated record. Gene Ontology annotation, biological process: methylation. The transcript has a single exon. The coding region runs from base 1 to 753 and encodes 250 amino acids. Gene Ontology annotation, molecular function: S-adenosylmethionine-dependent methyltransferase activity; nucleic acid binding; protein methyltransferase activity.